Astrephomene gubernaculifera is the source of this 2544-nucleotide messenger RNA. The record is from the annotation of a GenBank genome assembly. NCBI's taxonomy places the organism in Eukaryota, Viridiplantae, Chlorophyta, Chlorophyceae, Chlamydomonadales, Astrephomenaceae.
GCUUCCCGCGCGUCAGUACAAGUAAUAAUAGUACGCAUUUUAAUUAGCACUGUUUGGCUGUCGCCCGUUUUCAAGCUACCUGACGUAAAGUAGGAUACCGACACCUGAAGCCGUAAACGAUGCAAAGCCACGCCCUCCAGGGACAUGCUACCGGUACCAAUAGGCCAGCUAGGCCUGGACGAGCUCAAGUUCGCCGACUCAGUCCGGGACCAUGUAGAGCUGGCCGAGCAUACUGCAUGUCUAUGCUGGACCCGAAAAUGAGACGGGAUCCUCAGAAGAAGCAAAGUCCAUUUACCAACUUGCGCUUGUACAUCGAUAGCGCGAACGUCACACAGUGGGAGCUGUGGUUGUCAACGAACAUGUUCUACGGCAUCACGACCAACCCAGUAAUUCUGGAGAAGGACGGCCAGCGCUGCACGCUAUCCAACCUGUCGCGGCUGUGUCGCAUCGGCGCGGAGCUGGGCGCGCAGGAGAUGCAGUUCCAGGCGUGGGGCGAGAGCACGCAAAACAUGGUGUCGGUGGCACUCGACAUCUUCGGCAUGAACCCGGAGCUGGUGGUGGUGAAGCUGCCGUGCACGCUGGAGGGCUUCCAGGCGGCGGCACUGCUGCGGGAGACAUCGGUGCGGGUCACCAUGACGGGCAUCUACUCCAGCCCUCAGGUACUGCUGGCUCAGAGCAUUGGAGCCGAGUACGCGGCGCCGUACCUGGGCCGCAUGAACGACGCGUACGGCAACAACCAAGGCUUCACGGAGGUGCUGGAGAUGCACCGCAUCCUGCAGGCUCAGCAGGCGCGCACCCGCCUGCUGGUGGCGUCCAUCAGGGACACGUCCGCCAUGGCCAGCCUGGCAGCGGAGGGCUGCGAUACCUUCACCAUCUCGCCCGCCGUCGCUGGCAAGCUCUUCGCCGUGUCGUACACGCUAGACGCCGUGGAGCAGUUCGAGGCGGCCGCACGCCGCAUGGGCGCAUACGAGCAGGAGGAGGGAGCCACCACCUCCACCCUGCUGCCCAAGAACCCCUCCCCCAUCUCCUCCGCACCCUCCUCGCCGCUCGCCUCCGCCUCCACCUCGUCAUCCGCAGCGGCGGCCGCCGCGAUUCACUCCUCGCCGCUACGCGCGGCGGCGGCGGCGACGGCGCGGCGGCAGGAGCAGCGCCCCUGGCAGCAUGACGCAGGCUACCCGGACUCGUCUAUCGUCAGCUCUGGAGGCUCAUGCAUCUGAUGACCCAGACGGCGUCCGCAAGACAUCUCCACGACUCAUCCCGGCGAGGAGAAGAAUAAAAGUAACGCUACGUCUGGGGGAGGAGGAGGAGGUGGUGGUUUUUAUGCCCUUCCGUACCGUAUUGGCAGUUGGGGGGUGGCCUUCAGGCGCUGUGUGAUAGGGGGACAGACUGUAUGGUGGUUGAAAGCCAUUGCCGUUGUCCCUUGGGUGAACCCUGGUUAGAAAGCACUUGAUAACUAAGUUUGGCACAAAAGUAGUAGGCUGGUAGGAUUGGGCUGUCGUACCUUCGCGCUCGCCUCGUGUCUCUUACUUGACUAUCUCGUUGCAGGUGAUGGCAUUUACAAUGCAGUACGAAUACUAGCGUGUUUCUCUGGACCUAGCCGUAUUGUUGUUACACGGAUCAUGGUCUGGGACAACCUUUACUGUCGCCCGCCCUUGUAUGCCUGGCACGAACAGACAGACACUUUUGAAGUCGGAUGGGCCUUGCUGUCGGUGCCCGUCGGUGGCACACUACUUGGCUUCUACCGGUGUUGUACGGGAGACAGCCACGUGGGUUGUUGGCAGUUGCGGACGGCAUUUCGUAGUUUUGUGUGUUAGUAAGGAAGAAGACGAAUGAUGUGUACCGGGGUAGCAGGGCGGUGUGGAAGGGGGCGCACAACGCCGUGGGGUAGGUGCUGGAAGGAAGCAGGAUGGGGUGUCGGGAAGUAGAACGGCGCGACAGGGCACAGGGUGCAAUUGGGUUUCCGGGUUCUUGGCCAGUCUUAUGGUGCAUGCUCGUCAUCAAGCACUAAGCGGUUGCUUAUUAUAUGGAUAUUGUGAUUAGAGUUGCUGCCUUGACUCGCUAUAUACACAUGGGUAGCUGAUGGCUGGCCACCUUUCGCGGGGAUUUUCGGUUGGGGUUUGUACGACUCGCCCCUCGCCCCUUACGUAAAGCCGCAGCUGUGAAUGCGAUUUUUACGAACGACUCAAGUGCGACGCACAACCAUAUGCAGCUGUGGGCGUAUGUUGAGGCCAUUGCAAGGGUUGUGUACGAAUGUUGGCCUAGGCGAGACCUGUUGUCGGACGAAUGUUGAGCGAUGACACAGCUGCGAAGGUGGUCUUGCUUGUUGAGGCCCCUUUAGGCAGGUGUCCAUGUCAAGUAUCUACACAGUGCUCCGCGCAUUUACAUCCUGCAGGGUAGUACCGGAUAAAGUGCACCACACCGCUGUUUGCAAGGAGGAACCGGCCGCCCUGAGGAAAGUGUCCUUACUUGCCAAUGCCCGACCCAGGUUUGUGCGUGUGCGCUGGCAUUCACUUACGGCUCACCUCGUCGUGAGCCUCGCUCGAG